AUGGCGGGCGCCACCGAUCCCACUAUCGCUGACUUCACAACCCGAACUGCAAUGGACACCAAUCACAACGAAAAGGCUGGCGACGAACACUACACGGGAAACAAGCAACAUAGACAAGACCUCCAAUCCAAGAUCGAAGAUCUCAUGUCAAAGAGAAACAAGCUCAAGUCGGAGAUGAAAAAGCACGAGUUGAAGAUUAACGAGCUGAAGUCGAAAUUCAAGAAGGUCGAGUCCACGACCCAACAGGCCAAGGCCCAAAAGGUCAAGUUGAAGGAAAAAGUGUUCGAGUGGGGGAACAAUGUGCCCAAGUCGGUGAUCAAAGAAAUUUGCUUGGUGACCGACGAGUUUGACUCGGAGAUGAAUCAGCUUUUCUCAGAGAUCAAAGAGCUUUACUUGGAGAUCAAUGGAGAGACGAAAUCCAUUCACAUAAGAGCAGAUGAAGCCAUCAAGCUGGAUGCUCAAAUAUCACUUUCGAUCAAGGAAAUGUCGGAUGAGAUCUCCAUGCUAGAUGCAGACCUUCAGCGACGCAAACAGAUCAUUGAAGCAAACAAUGGAGCGGUUGGAGAGCAAGAACAAUUGGAACUCGACAGGCUUAGCCAGACCUUGGCAAAUAGUGAGCCAGACAACUUUGAGCACAUUGACCAACACUGA
Messenger RNA from Fusarium graminearum PH-1, 651 nucleotides. RefSeq lists its product as uncharacterized. NCBI's taxonomy places the organism in Eukaryota, Fungi, Ascomycota, Sordariomycetes, Hypocreales, Nectriaceae. Bases 1 to 651 code for a protein of 216 amino acids. The record is from RefSeq and is a predicted model, not a curated record. The transcript has 2 exons.